Procambarus clarkii (red swamp crayfish) is the source of this 673-nucleotide messenger RNA. Lineage: Eukaryota; Metazoa; Arthropoda; Malacostraca; Decapoda; Cambaridae. The record is from RefSeq and is a predicted model, not a curated record.
AGAGACCCCACUCCACUGGUGUGCCAGACACAGCAACCUGAGGGUGAUGCAGAUACUGGUGGAGCGCGGAGCCAACCUGUACGCUGCCCGCACCCCUGAUGGGUACACACCGCACCUGGUGGCUACGGCAGCGAACUUUGUGAAUGGAGUGAAGUACCUCCGGGAGAAGGGCGUCGACCUGGAGUACGCCACCCCCUCUGGUGAAUUGGCCCUGACAGCAGCAGCUCGUUUAAACAAGGAUAAGGUUCUUUCAGCCCUGGUGAACCUUGGGGCGCACCUGGACGUCCACGACGGUACAGGCAUGACACCGUUAAUGUAUACGAUACGGAACAAGAAUGUAGAGGCCAUGGAAAACUUAUUGAAAUCAGGGAGCGAUGUCAACUUACAGGAUAAUGAUGGAACUUCAGCGUUGAUGCUGGCGGGCUCCAGCGGAUCAGCGACAAUACUGACGAAGCUCCUGGAGUACCCUCAAGACCUCGACGUACUCGACAAUGCUGGCGACACAGCGAUGCUCCGGUGGACCAGGUCUGACAUGACCCCUGCUGUGUUACAGCUCCUUCAGUACUGUCCUGACCUCACCCUCCAGGACCCUCAAGGCAAGACAGCUCAAGAUAUUGCACAAGACCGGGGCAACAGUGAACUGAUCUCGGCCAUUCAAAGUGAGUGGAGUUAA